AUGUCCAAAGCCAACACUCUGGAUGCCCUUGUAUUUGGAGAGACCAAGACUAUAUGGGAGGAUACCAACGUCACCCGCAGUGCUCACAUGUGGGCACCAGAGAUACAUCAUAUCGACGACACCUGGUACAUGCUGUACUCUUCGUGCCACGCGAAUCAAACGUGCUGUGAUACCUGCAUGACGCGUAUUUUAAGAGGUUGUGAUGGUUCCAACCCAUUUGAUUGUGAUUACGAGUUUUUAGCAGACCUCGUGCCUCCGCCGGGAAGACGCGGUGGACCGGAGAAGAACCUGACCUUUUCCAUCGACGGAACAUAUCUGGAAGUGCCAAAUUACGGACGAUAUCACGUCGUGAGCGCGAUGGAUGAGAAUAACGACCAGUCCAUCCAAAUUACGAAGCUGGACACAGAUUCAUGGACAGUCGAGGGUUGGAAUAUCAUCUCGCAGCCUGACCGACCGUGGGAGCAAAACUUGACGAACUUCCAAGGUAACGUGACUGGCGUUCCAUAUGCACUGAACGAAGGGCCACACCCACUUUACUACCAAGAUAACAUCUGGCUGACAUACUCGGGUUCUUUCUGCGGGACCCCAAACUACGCCCUCGGACUGCUGCAUUACUUGGGCGGUGACCCUCUGGAUAAGUCUUCAUGGCACAAGACUGGCCCCGUUCUUACACAGGCCAACGGGAACUUUGGCACGGGCCAUAACUGCAUCUUUUUGUCUCCGGAUGGCACGGAAAUCUGGAAUGCUUUCCACGCAACGGUCAACCCUGCAGGCUCAUGUGGCGACGACCGGUUCACCAUGGCUCAGAAAAUAGAGUUCCAGGGAAAUGAUACACCGAGCUUUGGCAUCCCUCAGCCACUUGGUCAAAUGCUGACACCACCUAGUGGAGAAUAA
Messenger RNA from Diaporthe amygdali, 894 nucleotides. RefSeq lists its product as uncharacterized. Gene Ontology annotation, biological process: carbohydrate metabolic process. The record is from RefSeq and is a predicted model, not a curated record. Bases 1 to 894 code for a protein of 297 amino acids. Lineage: Eukaryota; Fungi; Ascomycota; Sordariomycetes; Diaporthales; Diaporthaceae. The transcript has 5 exons. Gene Ontology annotation, molecular function: hydrolase activity, hydrolyzing O-glycosyl compounds.